CUUAUCGCGCGAUAAAGUCAUGAAAAUUUUUGUAGGUGGAUGGCCCUUGAGAGCCACCGUACCGAUGGGAACUUGCUCGCUCGCAGGUCAAAGAAAGUAGGCAAUUUUCUGAUAAAUUCACUUAAAAUUUUCGAAAUCUCGGUUUAUCCUGAGAGGGUGAGUACGGCAUUUUCUGUUAUUCUUUUCCUCUUUUCCCUAAUCAUAGCCUAGUCCAGUGUAUAAAGGACUUUGUCGGCACAUUUGAAGAAAUGGGGUGAGUGAGAAGAAAAAAAGACUGGGCCGGGCAAUGUUCCUGGACUCGCUAUGAAGUCUGGGACAGUAUUUGUGAAAAGAGGGGUUUGCCAAGUGAGUCUGCGAAGUGAACGUACCCAAUGUUUUUGUAACAAAAUCGAGGUUUUUGUUGUUUAUAACUUAUCGUACGUACAGUAGAAUGGAAGAAACACAUCAAAGUUCCACUGAUCAUCGAGGGCUUAAACUUCAAAAUAUUAUCCAGAAAUUGUCUGAACACUGUGACAUAAAAUAUCCACAAGAAAUGGAUGUUAAAGACUUUGAUCCCCUUAAAAAAGAUACUAUAAACAAGAGAGAAAAACAAGAAAGUGUCAAAACCACUUUGAAUGGAACUGGCAACUAUACAUUAGAUAAGGACAUAAAUGAACAAAGUAAUGACUCUAAGCCAAAAAAUAGUACUACAGAAUCUGAGCAGCAUGAAGGGAAUACCUUUAAGAGUUGUACACCACCACGUGAGAGAACCAGUGCACGCAUAAGAAAUUUAAAAUCUAAGAAGGUGGUUUAUGAAGAAGAAGAGUGGGUUGACCCUGAUCAUAUUAGACUAUCGGGGCAAAAAAUACCUGUACAGUCCAACAACAAUUCAGCUCAUGAAGAAGUCAUCAAGACUGUUACAAGAAAGAGAAAGCGGAAAGAAGAGAAAAAUUUUCAGAGUAUGGAGGAUUACGUUAAUGGAUCACCGUUGAUUCAAGUUGGUAAUUUAGUGGGACUGCGUCAAUGUCGUCUGUGUGCUGUAAUGUUUGUGGAAAAAGAUCAGCUGAUCAAUCAUAUGAAGGCCGUACAUCAUUUAGAUGAUAAAAUAAACAUCUCUAAAGAAGGUGCCACAGAUGUUCCACAAAGUGACAACAAAACAAUUGAUGAGAAACCUUUUAAAUGCUCUCAGUGUGAAUCAUCAUUCAGAAAAAGUAGUGGCUUAAAGCAACAUGUCACAAGACAACAUUCCCAGAAUGCACCACAGAAGAUACCUCCAGCUCUGUCUAACCAGGUGUCCACAAAGAAGAGCAGCACUGCAAGUGACAGGCCUUAUGCAUGUCAGGUAUGCGGUAAAGCGUUCAAACGAAAGCACCAUUUACAAGAGCACAGCUAUAUUCAUUCCGACGAAAAACCUUACAAAUGUGACACUUGCAACAAAACAUUUAACCAGAGAAUUUGCCUGACAAAACAUCUUCCAUGUAGAGAACUCGAAAAACAACAAAAGAAACCAAGCUGCAGUAACACUGGAGACAGCAACACAGGAAAUGUGGUAACACAACAACACCCUGACGAAACAGAAUUACUUUUAAAUGAAGUGGCUAAAAGUGCAAGCAACCUCACUGCCAAUGCUGUUUUAUUGUCAAGCAACAGUUCACACGUCGAGUCUCCAGAAGGUUUACAUCAUGUAAAUGGCAAAGAGCGUGACAGUGGCACACAUUUGGUUCAUAAAAAUGGUGGAACCUUGCGUGAGAAUCCAGUGUCACACGACACUGCAAGACCUUUGAUUGGUCACGCUGGUAACGGUGUACAUUCUCAAGAGAUUGUCAAAGAUAAAAAAGAAGUCAUUGGCUCAUCUCCAAGUAUGUUUGCUGAAAGUGCAGUAACAGCAAACGAUCGAUCUUGCUUAGUCAAGGAGCCAACACACUUAUCACAGCAAGGAACUUAAAAGUACUCUUCGUCUAUCUCUCUGACAUUGGUUUGCACCAGUCCUGUAACCAUCUGAACAUGCUUGUAACCAGCCAAUAUGAUAACCCCCGCGCUGUUCGAAUCAAGAUGAGAUAUCAAGUGAAAGGCUUUAUCACAUAUGUUAUGCUUUUUCUCAAUCAAAUUAUCAAAUGUCCAUGUUUUACUAUCAUCAAAUUUGUUAUAAUCUCAAAACUUGAUUAUUUUUUUCGUUAUCAUUUUCAGUUUCCAUGGCUUGUACAAUAUCUACAUUUAUAGACUCUCUCUUGCUCUAACUUGACUUGCAACCGUUUCAAAUGAUUCGCUUUUCAGUACCUUAUUACGCACGUUCGUUUUAUUCCAUCUGCGUGAAUGUGGUUUUUUUUAUCGGGGGGGGGGGGGGAGGUAAAUUUAUCCACCGAAUCCUUCAGUCAAUUCAGUAAUCAUGUGAAUUAUUACAGGUUUGAGAUCAUUUCCAUAAUCGUAAUUUAUGGAAAAUGGAAGCAAUUGAGUUUCAUUACCUAUCAUCCAACCACACACAUAUGAAAGGUUUUUCAAAGUAAUCAUCACUGCUGGCAUGAAAGAUUAUGCUCUGGAAUCAGGGAAACAGUUCAUGUACUCGAUGAGUUAUCGCAUUAUGUCCGGAGAUAUUCAGACAGACAAUGAUUGGCGAAAUAAUCAGCAGAUGAGAGGUUGUAUUCCCACUGUUUUUGCCAGCCGUAAUCAUCAAUUAAUAAAUUGUAUGUAACAACAA
This is a messenger RNA of Stylophora pistillata, 2674 nucleotides long. RefSeq lists its product as uncharacterized. Gene Ontology annotation, cellular component: nucleus. Gene Ontology annotation, biological process: regulation of transcription by RNA polymerase II. Lineage: Eukaryota; Metazoa; Cnidaria; Anthozoa; Scleractinia; Pocilloporidae. Gene Ontology annotation, molecular function: DNA-binding transcription factor activity, RNA polymerase II-specific. The record is from RefSeq and is a predicted model, not a curated record.